Eriocheir sinensis (Chinese mitten crab) is the source of this 1536-nucleotide messenger RNA. Its product is annotated as transcription factor SPT20 homolog. The transcript has 2 exons. The record is from RefSeq and is a predicted model, not a curated record. Lineage: Eukaryota; Metazoa; Arthropoda; Malacostraca; Decapoda; Varunidae. Bases 1 to 1536 code for a protein of 511 amino acids.
AUGGACAGCUCCAAGGUGACGGACCUGGACCAGGAGACGCCCAGCUACGAGGACUCCCGCAGCGAGGAGGUGUUCUUCGGCGCCCCCCCGGUCAUCCCCACCAGCUCCCAGUACGGGAUCACGGCGCUGGUGCAGCAGACGGGCUCCGGGGGCGUCAUGACGGCCAUGCUGCCCCAAGGGGUCACGGUCAACGUGACCGAGGGAGGCAUUGCCCUGGCCAAGGCCGAUGGCAGCGUCAAGAAGGAUGAUGGCACGACGGUGGUGGUGGUGGCCGGCACGCUGCUCAAGGAUGGGGAGGCCGCGGACCACCAGCCCCAGACGGUGGUGCAGCUGGCCGUGCCCUCACAGCAGCAACAGCAGCCGGACCAGGCGCAGCAGAACCAGCAGCAGCAAUCACAGCAGCAGCCACCGCAGCAGCAGCAGCAGCCUCCGCAAGGGCAGACCAGCCAGGCACAGUCCCACCCGGUGCCUGUGCCGCAGCAGUACCAAGUGCCACACACCACCCAGGCCUCCACCCCCAUGGUGCCAGCCUCCCAGGGUGCCGUGCCCCUCCAGCCCACCACCCACAUGGCGGGGGUGCCCACCACCCAGGGCCAGGCCCACCAGCCCCCCCCCCCACACUCCCAGCCAGCCCCCCUCCAGGGCCAGCUGCAGUCCCAGAUGAGCCAGGGCUACGCCCCCGGCACCCAGGCCCCGGGCCAAAUCCACCCCUCCCCCUCCCCCCAUACGCCCCCACAAGCCCAGCCCCUGCAGCCCCCACCCCUGCAGCAGGCCCCGCCCCAGCUGCAGCCCCAGGUCAGCCAGCCCAGCAUGGUGCAGCAGCCGGCAGUGAGUGCCAGUGGUGGGGUCAUGGUGCCCCCUGCCUCCCUCAGCCAGCCCCCCCAGCACCAGCCCCCCAUGACCUCCCAGAACCUGCCCCAGCAGCCACCUCAGCAGGCCCCUACCCAGCAGGGGCUCUCCGGCCAAAGUGUGCCUCAGUCUGGGGUGAUGGCCCAGCCCCUCCAGCCCGGGGUGAUGCCCACCCUUACUGGCCAGAGCCUGCCCAAGCCUGGGGUGCCACACCAGCCCACACCAGUAUUGAGUCAGCCCCAGACCACCCUUCCCCAGAAGCCUGUGGCCCAGCCCCAGCUCAGCCAGCCCCUGCCCACCCAAACCCUGGCGGGGGCACAGCAGCUGCCUCCGCUGGCCACCUCACAGCAGCUGCCUGUCAGCCAGCAGGUGGGGGCCACCCUGGUGCCUGCCACAGCAGCCAUGGGGGCCACGCAGCAGAUGCCCACUGCCUCCUCUGCAGCCCCGGCUGUCAAGCCCGCGGGGCUGGUGCCUACCCCAGCCACCACGCCAGCCCAGCCCCAGACCCACCACAACAUGGGCGCUGCUACAGGAGCUGCGGCUGGGGCCCCCGAGCAAGCACAGUCCAGCCUGCCACAGCCCCAGAAGCCUCCCACCAACCUGGAGGGCAUCCCCCUCAGUGGCCAGCCCCAGGAGGAGGGCGCCACCAACGCCACGCCCCCUGCCCAGCAGGAUGAUGAGAGGUGA